Messenger RNA from Nylanderia fulva, 924 nucleotides. Lineage: Eukaryota; Metazoa; Arthropoda; Insecta; Hymenoptera; Formicidae. The record is from RefSeq and is a predicted model, not a curated record.
AUGGCAAGUUAUAUGCCAGUAAACCGCGAUGAGUUUAACGAAAAAUUAGAUAAAUUCUAUUCAAAUCGACCAGGCAGUAAUCGAACAGUGUGGAGGCGAGAUCAGAUGAUCAACGUUAUGAAAGUUCUGCAAGAAAUUCAGGUUCCAAGUACUAAAAAGACAGUAUCUCAUUAUCAUUACGCGAAGAAGUAUGAGCUAGCAAAAAUUGGAACGGAAUCGUAUGUAAUUUUAAAACGGAAAACUUCGAAUGAGCCAGUUAUUUACGUAAUAGCGAUGGAGGAUUACUACGAUAAAUUGUUAGAAGCUCACAUUCAAACAGGCCAUGGCGGAAGGGAUAAGAUGCAGUAUUACAUUAAAGAAAAGUACAGGAUAACGAAGGUGGCUUGUGAAAUAUUUGUGUCUUGCUGCGGGACAUGUAACAGAAAGAGGGUUGCUCCAAAACGAGGAGUUGUGAUAAAACCAAUACUGAGCGAUAGAUUUAAUGUUCGCGGACAGGUGAAUUUAAUUGAUUUCCAAUCUUGUCGCGAUGGUGAGUUCAAUUGGCUACUAAACUACCAAGAUCACGCUACCAAGUUUUUGCACCUUCGACCCUUGAGAUCCAAGCACGCAGCUAACGUUGCUGAAGAAUUGUCGAAAAUCUUCUUUACAUGGAGAGCCCCGACUAUUUUGCAGAGCGAUAAUGGUCGAGAAUUCGUGGCUGCAGUAAUACACGAACUUGUUUCCAUCUGGCCUCACUGCAGGAUUGUUCAUGGGCGUCCGCGACACCCACAGAGCCAAGGUAGUGUCGAAAGGUCAAAUGCGGACGUUGAAAACAUGUUAAGAGCCUGGAUGAUCGAUAAUGAUUCGAUAAAUUGGGGUCGUGGUUGCCACGAAGUACAAGUAAUGGCUCUCACAUAUAUAAUUAAAUUAAUAUUGUGUUCUUGA